ACUUUUUUCAAAAUAAAAAUCAUUGUUGCUUUCUUAAUUUACAAAAGAUUUUGUAAAGCGUAAAACCUCGAAAAAAUCGAUGAAGAAACUGAUAGAUAGAAAUAAAAAAUUAAAAGAAUAAUUCCAAAACAAUGGAGACGGGAAAUUUCACAAGUCCUCUACAAGCUGUUCAAAUGGUAUCAAUAUUUACUUAUUUAAAUACUCUCAGCGAUGUUUUAUUUGUCGACAAUCUAUUGAAUGAAACAAAUCAAUAUCAACCAAUACCAGUAGUGAAUGCUCUGUACAAAUAUUUCUUCAACUUGAAAAAAAUUGAAAUCGAAAAGAUUGAAUUUCGAAAAAGACGUCUGGCUCGUAAAUUAAUAGAAGGCACCGAUUUGUACGGGGCGAAAGAAAACGAGAUUUUGGACGAGGCAUUCAUUGACGCUCUCUACAGGCACUUGAUAACUACUCUUGUUUUCGAAAAGUACGGAAAUAUUCAAGGAUUCCUUCUCGACGUUGUCCGUCACUCGAGGGAUCUUAGAAUAAGUACGUUACAGGAAAAAAUUAUUACGAGACUUUCCGAGGAAGAAUUUCAGAGUGAAAAUGGUUUCAAAUCACAAUUAGACUUUCUGUCGAUUUUUAAGAUUUAUCAAGACUUUAUUCAACCUUUAUUUCCGGUUGCUGGUAAAGACACUGAUCUACUGUCCGUUGAUUAUAUUUACGCACAAGCUGGAGCUGCUUUUCGAUUGUCGACCAAAACAGAGUCCUUGAUAGUACCGAGAAAGUACGAGCAUGGCAAAAAUGAUGACUUUAAUAGUUACGUCGUCGUGGGUCAUACAAUUGAACAUCUGGGAAUUGCGAAGGAAAUUGACGAAGCAGCUCUGCAAGUAUUUUCCCUACCGGCCCUUUUUUACUACGUUACGAAAAGAGCGGAAAAAUUGCAAGGAGAAACUACGGCGGCAAUUGUCAACAAUCCGAAACAUGUGAGCAAAGCCCUUCGAAUUCUCUUCUUCCACCUGAAGGAAACAUUCGAUAGAGUCGAAAAGGCCAGGAAUGAUGACUAUCGAUUGCAGUUUUAUUCGGCACGAUCGAAAUUCAAAAACCGGACGGCACUGGCAAGGGAGAUGAUCAGAACUGGAUGUCCAAUAGUGAAGGAGGAAAAUUUGGAGCAAGAGGUCCUGAGGUACAAGAAUAAUCCCGAGGAUUACGAGUGUAGGACCGAAGGCAAGACGCAAGGAACGAUCGGGACGAAACUGGAGGAUUUGAAUCGGAUUUAUCAGCAGAAGGUUAACGAGGUUGCGGAGAAGUAUCUGAAAUACGAGGUGGGAUCGAUAAGGGACGCUUUUGGAGAGGAUCGUAUUAGGUUCAUAGACGCGAACGAGGUGGAAGUCUCGAGAGGUUUAGUUGUCAAUGUCUACGACGGAACGAAUGUAAUCCAAACUCAGUUGGUUAAGGAAUCUGCGGAUUUGUUCAGAUUCUACUUCGUCAAGAAUGAUACGUCGAUUUACUAUGCCAUUGUAAGGGAGGAUGAUAAUCUGAUGGUGAUCCAGCAGGAUGAUGGUGUAUCCGAUGGUUGCAAUGAUUCGAUGUCCAACAACACUUCCGGAUCUGCUAGAACUGAUGGCUUUCAACCCAGCAUAAUUCACUGCAACCCAAACGAUUUCCGUGAAAAGUUAAAUUUGCCACCCUCGCAGAAGUUUCGUGACAUCAAUUUCCCAGACGUGAAGAAACACAAGCUGGAGAAAUUCGACAUAUUUCUGACUCGAAUCAGCAGGGAAAGAUCGACCCUUUUCAACAAGAGUCUCGCAGACUAUGGCUACGAACAAACAAAGAAGGAAUGGUGGAAACAAUUCGGACUAUCCUUCGUUCCAUUUUACAACUGUAUUCAUGGAAUUCACUCUCGGAAUAUUGAGGAAACUGAAAUAGCCUGCUCACUAGAUGUCCUAAUCGCUCUCCCCCUGGUUGGGGAAGUAGGGUAUCUAGCAACGAAACUAACGACAGCUUUCACUAGAAGCGUCAUCUAUUCUGCAGGAACGACUCUUGGGUCCCUAGGCCUAAGAACGAUCAUGAGGGGAAUUUUGGCGAAACUAGGCAGUGUGGGCCUAACGGAAGCGGAACAUUUCACAGUCCUCUUCAAUCAGCAAACAUUCAGAAAUGUAGGUCUGUCUUUCCUUCGCUACGUUGAUCCGGGUUUCGAACUUAUUUACACAAUCGGCAAAGGGGGACUUAGGGCAAUUAGAAAUCUGAUCACUGAAGUUAUAACGUAUUCCAUUUCUCUCGAAGGCGUAUUAAUAGAUUUGGUAGCCAUCGAAUCAAAAAUCGAAAAAUUGCUAAGAAUAGUAGACACCAACUCAGAUGUGGACGUAUUCGUAAAUUCCUUGAACAAUCCUAACGGUGGUUAUGGUUUCAAGUUUAUUCACCUCCCCAAUAAUAGAGUAGCCUAA
This is a messenger RNA of Leptopilina heterotoma, 2423 nucleotides long. RefSeq lists its product as uncharacterized. The coding region runs from base 132 to 2423 and encodes 763 amino acids. The record is from RefSeq and is a predicted model, not a curated record. NCBI's taxonomy places the organism in Eukaryota, Metazoa, Arthropoda, Insecta, Hymenoptera, Figitidae. The transcript has 3 exons.